This is a messenger RNA of Carassius gibelio (silver crucian carp), 2429 nucleotides long. RefSeq names its product stearoyl-CoA desaturase (delta-9-desaturase) (gene scd). The record is from RefSeq and is a predicted model, not a curated record. The transcript is spliced from 6 exons. Gene Ontology annotation, biological process: response to fatty acid; unsaturated fatty acid biosynthetic process. Gene Ontology annotation, cellular component: endoplasmic reticulum membrane. Lineage: Eukaryota; Metazoa; Chordata; Actinopteri; Cypriniformes; Cyprinidae. The coding region runs from base 276 to 1256 and encodes 326 amino acids. Gene Ontology annotation, molecular function: stearoyl-CoA 9-desaturase activity; palmitoyl-CoA 9-desaturase activity; iron ion binding.
GUGAGGUUUGGUUGUUCUGGAAUGAUGCUGGUGUGAAAUCGAGAAGGCGAACAUCAGAUGAACCUCAGCCAAUCGGAGCGAUCGCUAAGGUGGCCUCAAACUCCCUGACCAAUCACCGCGCAGUAUUUCUUCAGCUCGCGACGGAGCGGCGCAUCACCGGCAGCUGUUUGCGUUGAACGUCACGCGUUUGAUCAUCACUGUUUCACCGGAGCGGCGUCUUUCAUCAUUCCGCGUGCGCUACAUUCACUCGCAACAUCAGAUCGGCAGUGGUCAUCAUGCCUGACAGGGACAUCACAUCUACAGUUUGGCAUCCAGAACCGGGGGCAGUGGAGGACGUGUUUGAUCACACGUAUAAAGAGAAAGAAGGGCCCAAGCCUCCCAUCGUCAUAGUGUGGAGAAAUGUGAUUCUGAUGAGUCUCCUGCACAUCGGAGCUCUGUACGGACUGCUCCUGCUUCCUUCUGCACGCGCUCUCACAUGGAUCUGGUUUUUUGGGUGUUUGUUGUUCAGUGCUCUGGGCAUCACCGCCGGCGCUCACAGACUCUGGAGUCACCGAUCAUAUAAAGCAUCAUUACCUCUCCAGAUCUUUCUCGCCGUCGGAAACUCCAUGGCCUUCCAGAAUGACAUCUACGAAUGGUCUCGAGAUCACCGCGUUCACCACAAAUACUCCGAGACGGACGCCGACCCUCACAACGCUGUGCGAGGCUUCUUCUUCUCUCACGUCGGCUGGCUCCUGGUGCGCAAGCAUCCGGACGUCAUCGAGAAGGGACGCAAGCUGGAGCUCAGCGACCUGAAGGCAGAUAAAGUCGUCAUGUUCCAGAGAAGGUUCUACAAGCCGUCUGUUCUGCUGAUGUGCUUCUUCGUGCCGACGGUCGUGCCGUGGUACUUCUGGGGCGAGUCUCUGUGGGUGGCGUAUUUCGUCCCUGCCCUCCUCCGAUACGCUCUUGUGCUCAACGCCACCUGGCUGGUCAACAGCGCCGCGCACAUGUGGGGGAACCGGCCCUACGACGCCAAAAUCAACCCCCGGGAGAACCGAUUCGUCACCUUCAGCGCUAUCGGUGAAGGCUUUCAUAACUAUCACCACACGUUUCCCUUCGACUACGCCACCAGUGAGUUCGGCUGCAAGCUCAACCUGACCACCUGCUUCAUAGACCUCAUGUGUUUCCUGGGUCUGGCCCGAGAGCCCAAGCGUGUGUCCCGAGAGGCCGUGCUCGCUCGAGCCCAGCGCACCGGAGACGGCAGCCACUGGAGCGGCUAACGACCGCCGUCCGUUCAUCCCAACGAACGGCACACCGGAAAACAGGAGGACAAUCAGUCCUUCCAGCGACGCUGUUGAAGCUUCCGCUCUAACUCUGUGUCAGAUGACAAAUGUUUUUUUUUUCCCCUCAGUCUAGCCUGUGAAGCUUUAAUACGGGGAUCCGGCCUGUUUGUGUAGCGCUUAUUCAGAUUUUCUUUCCGGCUGUAGAUCUGUUCUGAGCUCUUGUCACUGACUCAAUGCAGGAGCUAAUCACGGAGCCCAAACCCUGCCAAACUUAGCUGUGCAUCUCGCUAGAAAUGAACCAAGAUGCACAUCGAUUUAAUAUUCUAGAGUGUUUCAUGGGUUAAUAUUGCCAAUUGGUUUUGUUGCCAUGCUUGCACAGAUUAUUCACUUGCAAUCCGUUUUAAUGGUUUGUGAUUUAUUAUAUUUUUGUGCAUUUCUGACCACAGCACAAAUGCGGAUUGAGAUUAAUGUCUAAUCCGUAAACCCACUUUGAAACGUUGACUUCUAAUUAAUAAUUAAAAGUCACUGAGGAAUCCAGAAGGAAUCUGUCGCUGGAUUGAUUGGUUGAGGUUGCAUUGAUUCUUGAUGGUUUAGUACUGUACGAUGUUUAGCUUGGUUUUGUAUAAUUAAUUGUGCAAUGCCAUGCUGAGUCCUGCUUUUUCAUACGUCUUGUUCGUGUAAGCAUGCUGUACUACUACAGAACUCUUUUCUAUCGCAAAAGAAUACAGACGGAUGUCUCUGUGGAUUUACAGUAAUUCUGAUAAUUAAUGUGUGUUACGAUGCCAAAACCCAUCUGUGUUGCAUGCGAUCUGAAUCUAGUUUACCUUUAUGUUUAAUCAAACAUAAUGCUUUUUUUUUUUUUUUUUUAGUGCUAUUUUUGCUUAGUUACUUGUCAUUAAUUUGUUUGGCAACUUUAAAACCAUUUGGAUUGUAUUUCUUUAAAGACUUUAUACUGUACACACUGGACAGAUCGCCUUAUUUUUACUCUUGACACUUGACUUUGACUCAAGAUGCCAAAAAACGGUUGUGAUAUUUCUCAUGCCUUCGGCUCUUAAAACUAACGUGAUGUUCCUGUUUGCGAUAACAGCCUGUAAUAAUCAAUUGACUCUUGAUUGAUGAUCAUUCACUGGAAAUAAAGUCUGAAGCAACAAGCUUCUACACUUUCUGACA